Schistosoma curassoni is the source of this 1857-nucleotide messenger RNA. Lineage: Eukaryota; Metazoa; Platyhelminthes; Trematoda; Strigeidida; Schistosomatidae. The record is from the annotation of a GenBank genome assembly.
AUGUACUCAGGCCGAAUAAACUAUGAGUUUGCAGGUUCAGUGAACAAAGAAUGGAUAUGGAAAGAUAACUUGUAUUACUUUCAUUCGCUGAAAGUCAAGUCAGAGUUGUGCUAUCACAGUGGUUGUGUUAAUACUAUCUGCUGGGAUGAUCGCGGGGAGUAUAUUUUGUCGGGUUCAGAUGACAGAUGUAUCGCUAUUGCUAACGCUUUUUCACAGGAUUCUGAAGGUCAAAACGCCUAUAAUUUAAAGUUGCCUGCGUACAGUAACAUUUUUGCGGCGAAGUUUCUCCCUUUUUCUUGCGGAAGCGAAAUAGUUGUUGGCUUUAAAUGCGGUUGUGUCACCCAUGUUAAUCCCAACUCUAGUAUAAAGGAUAGUCUCAAGAACAUUUUCUGUCACACAUUUGCCGUGUAUGACAUUCUUACUUUGCAAGAAAUGCCUACUUGCUUUAUAACACUAUCUCAUGACCAUUCAGCCACUCUUCUGGAUACCAGAAUCACCUCCGUGCACAAGAGUCCGAGUUGUAGUCGGGGAUGCUUCAACAACACAAACUCACCAUGGGUUUCAAAUUUUUCUAUUGUCAAUCAGUUAAAGUUUCAUUUUCCAGUGACUGCUGGUGAUAUCCAUCCUUUGAAUGGAUGUCGUUCAAUCGCGCUGGCAACUGCCGACGGUUUUGUACGUCUUUUCGAUAUUCGAAAGCUCGUUUCCACUUUGUCCUCCGCAGCUGUGGGCGACCCACCUCAACCUAUGCCAUUUCGUGUAGCCAGACCUCUUGGUUUACCCGCGAAGAUAAAUUCGACCAAAACGUUCAGAUUAGAUUAUGGACCAGGUCAUAUAACGUCAGUCAAGUUUGAACCUAUCUAUGACAAGGAUCAUACUCAGUUUUGGUUACCUAUUGGCCGUAAACAGUCACUUUCGUCGAAUCUUGGUGGGAAACAUUUACUUGUCAGUCAUAUGUAUGCCCCUAUUUUCUUGUAUGAUCUUUGUUCAGAAGAAACGCUUAGCGACUCUGAAGUACAGCGACCUGAUUGGCUACCGAAUACGGAUACAUGCAGUCCAUCAUCGGAAACAGAAUCUCCUCGCUCAUCGGAAGAUAGCCUUAUUUCAGAUCCGAAUAUACGUUUAACUGUUGCUCUCUAUCGAUGGCUCACCCAACAUCGAUCCAGAACAGAUGAAAACGCUGUGGAUGAAGCAUCGACUGAACCUCAAACAGUGUCUUCAAGUCCUGCCGAAUCAACGUCUGGUCAAACUUAUACAGGCUCUCAGCGUGAACAAAAACUCCCCAUCGAUUACUUAACAGAUGCAUAUAUUUCUGACAUCAUAAAUUCUUCUCCAAGAUGUCGCGAAAUAAUGAAAUAUCGUGGUCGUGAAUGCUGUAGUACUGUGGUCAAAGUGUCAACAUUUUGGGGGCGGAAUUUUAUUCUGUCCGGAUCUGAAUGUGGUCAUUUAAUUGCAUGGGAUCGUAAUACAGGAAAGCCUGCACUUGCAAUUAAAGCAGAUACAUCUGUAGUAAAUCGAAUUAUUCCUCACCCUCUUUUUCCAAUGAUUGCUGUCAGCGGAAUUGAUCGGUCCAUAAAAAUAAUUGAACCUGAUCCAAAUAUAUACGAACAAAGUGAUGUUGACGAUGGUGAUGACCAUGGUGAAUCAGCGUUUAUGAAAGUAGUAAAACAACAUGAAGAAGAAGCAAGUCAGUUAUGUCAAGCAAAUGAAAUAAGAACAAAAAAAAUGUUAAGUUCUGGUAAUAAUCACUUGGAUAGUAUCGCACGUCUACGAGCUGGUCGUGUUGCACGAAUGAUUUUACUACGGCUCGUUGAAGGAACAAACUCCACAGAUUCAAGAGAUACGGAUACAAAUACCUGA